UACCAUGAGCCAGACCCUGUGUGAAACACUUCUCAUGUUACAUUACUUACUCCUUGUAGCAAUCUACAGAAAGGACAAGGAAGUUUGGAGAUGGUGGAGUAGGUACACAAACUCAGGCCAGUCUUCUCUACUAGUGUGUCAACAGAAAAAAAGCCAUAUUAUGUUAAAUAAUUUAAAGAAGUUUAUUUAUUCUGAGCCAAAUUUGAGGGUAUAACCUGGAGCUACAUCCAAGAAGCCUUGAGCGGCUUGACGCCUGUAGCUCAGUGGCUAGGGUGUCAGCCACAUUCACUGGAGGUGGCGGGUUCGAAUCCAGCCUGGGCCUGCCAAACAACAAGAACUAGAACCAAAAAAUAGCCAGACAUUGUGGUGGGUGCCUGUAGUCCCAGCUACUUGGGAGGCUGAGGCAAGAGAGCAAGUGGACUUGGGCGAUGGGGGUUACAGUUUUGUUUUACACAUUUCAGGGAGACAGGAAUUACAGGGAAAGUCAUAAAUCAAUACAUGGAAGACACAUUGGUUUGGCUGGGAAAGGCGGGAUAUCUUAAAGCAGGGGUUUACAGGUAGGUUUAAAGAUUUUUUUAGCUGACAGUUGGCUAAAAGAGUUAAGCCCUGUAUAAUAGACCAGAAGUUAGCGGGAAAAAUAUGCUAAGAUGUGGGUCUGUUAAUCAGAGACAAACUGCAGGACAUAGAUCUAGACUCAAGUGGUUUGUUGUGUAUGUUGAGAACUUGCAAAUACAUGUUGCAGAGCCUGACGCUUGUUAAUAAAUUACAAAAGACAUCUGUAAGAAGGUAGGAGGACAUGAUGAGGCAUGUCUGAUCUCCUUUCUCAUGGCUAGCAACUUAGUUUUAGGGGAUCCUCUUGGCCAAGAGAGGAUCCAGUCAUUCAGCUACUGGGGGGAAACCUUAAGAUUUUAUUUUAGUUCACACCUUUUUACUCAUUUGGUUCCUUCAGUGUCGCCAGGGAUCCAGAUAAUUAACAAUCUCAAGUUUGAGACAACUGUCAUAUGGUUGGUUCUAGAGUUUCCAAUGUGUUUUCAUGAUGGUGACUUUUAAUCUCAGUGGUUGAGAGGCCUGCACUGGAGACAAGAAGCCAGGCACCUGCAUAAGCCUCUGACUCAGAGCUCCUGAGCCCACAGGUUGGUCUGAGAGCCAGAUACCUCAGUCACUACAGCUCCAUGGGCAGCACCUGCAUGGAGUGACAGAGUGUGCUGGGAAGGAAAAGAACACAAUGCUCUGAUAAAGUGCAAUGGGGGACCUCAUCCAGCCUGCGGACGGGGAGCUUUCCUGAGGAAGGAAGCUUUGGGUAAAGACCCUAGAGGGGAGCUGUGAGGAUGGCACACCUGCUGGGCAGCCAGGCCUGCAUGGAAAGCCUGCGCAAGGACCUCACUGAUCUGCAGGGCGCCAUCGUAGAUGUGUUCUCUCGUGCUGGGCCCGUGCGCUUCCCCUCAUGGAAGUUCCCUGACCAGGUGGCCUGUGACCUUGACAUGGUAGCCUUGCUAGAGCACUAUGACCAUGUGCCAGGUGACCCCGAGUUCACGCAGCUGUCCCAUGCUGUACUGCUGGAGCUGGUCAUUGACAGGCUCCUGCUGCUGCUUCAGAGCUGUGCAAGCUACUUGGAGAACCUUGCCUCGGAGCAAAUGAUGCCUUCCGCUGGGGCUGUGGGGCCCUGCAUGUCUGUGGGGCUCACAGUACGACGUUUCUGGAACAGCCUGCUAAGGCUGGGCAUGCUCUACCAACAGGCAGCCCCCCAGAAAAAGACAAAGCAAGGGGAAGCCCCAACCUCCAAGUCCACAGCCAAGGGCGAGCCAGCCAAGAUCCUUGAACGUAUGACUGCCAAGUUCUUCAAGCCCCCCUCCCCAGUGUUAGGAUUGCCUCAGACCUGCCAAGAGUUGGAGAGCUUCCCUGUCAGAGUUUCUCUGCAGUGUCCAACCAUGACCUCCAAGAAUACCAAGAGCAUCCACUCCCAGACCAUUGAGACGGCCCUGGUGCCCUGUGAUGCAUGCAUCAGUGUCCAGGGCAGUCUGCAGGAGGUAGGCAAGGUGGUCAUCAGCCUGUGUCAGAGCCAGAAUUUGCCCUCAUCCUUAGCCCAAAUCCAGCAGCUGGUGCAGGACAGCAUGGGACUCAGGCCACUGCCAGCUGCCACUGUGAGCCAUUGGGCAGCAGAGCAGAGCAAGGACCUGACGCGUCUCAGUAAGCAUAUGGGGACCCUCUCUCAGCUUGUCAGCCCCCUCAGGGCCCAGCUAGAGGAGGCUGAGGGGCAGAAGGCUGGACUGAGAAAGCAGGUGGACAAGCUGGAACAGGCGCUGCAGCAGGAGGAGGGGGCACGACAGCAGCAGGCAGAGGAGGCUGAGCAGUGCCUGGCUGAAUGGGAGCAUGACAAGCAGCACCUACUUACAGAAAUAAGUGACCUAAAGAUGAAGGUGGCUGACCUGGGCAGGGAACUGAAGCAGCAGCAGGAGUCCAUGCAGGCCGUGGAGGCAAAGGCCCAGCAGCUGCAGGAGGAAAGUGAGCGCAGGGUGGUGGCUGAAAGGCAAGUACAGCAGCUGGAGGAGCAGGUGCAGCUGCUGGCAGGACGGCUAGAGGGGGCCAGCCAGCAGAUCUGCUGGGCUAGCACAGAGCUGGACAAGGAGAAGGCCCGUGUUGACAGCAUGGUCCGCCACCAGGAGUCCCUGCAGGCCAAACAGCGAGCUCUGCUGCAGCAGCUGGACAGCCUGGACCAGGAGCGUGAGGAACUGCGGAGCAGCCUGGACAAGGCAGAGGCCCAGAAGGCCUGUGUAGAAGAGCAGCUGCAAGAUCUAAAGGGCGAGAAGGAGCAGGGAUGGUGCCAGCUCCAGGCCCAACAGGAGUUGCUGCAGAGCCUGCAGCGGGAGAAGCAAGGCCUGGAGCAGGUGACCACAGACUUGCGGCUGACCAUCUUGGAGCUGGAGCAGCAGCUGAUGGAACUGAGGGAGAGGGAGCGGCUGCUGGUGGCCUUCCCGGACCUGCACAGGCCCAGCGAGGCCCAGAUCCAAAAUUCUGGCAAUGUCACAGAUGACAUGGAGAAGCAAGUGAAGGCCAAUGACAUCCGCAUCCGGGUCCUGCAGGAGGAGAAUGGGCGGCUGCAAUCAAUGUUGUCUAAAAUCCGGGAGGUGGCCCAGCAGGGGGGCCUCCAGGCCCCUGGGCAAAUGGCACCCUCCUGGCAGCAGGACAGGCAGUGCAAGCAGAACCUUGCCAAGCCAGCCUCGAGCAUCCUCACCUCGACAGUCCUGCAGCCGGCCCAGCAAAUCCUCUCUGGAGGAUGUGACCAACUCAGCCAUCUGUGCCCAGAACCCUAUCCGGGCCUUGGCCAGGCUGAGGAGGAGACUAUCACCAGGCCGGGGCCAGGCCAGCUCUGCACACCAGCCCCAGGAACGACCCAUGUAGCCUACAGUGGACUGGGGAUGGAUGGCAGGUGGCUGGCAGCCCAUCCACUGUUAAUAAAGCUCCUGCCAUCUACCCACAGCAAUCCUGGCCUCACAGCAUGGCUGAGUUGGGGGAAGAGUCCUUCCAUCCCUAUCCUGGGCAUAAGCUACUGCAUCCCCAGCCAUGCAGGUCAUUGGCCAGCAGAGUCCUGGCACUAUGAACCUCAGAAAAUGGGAACUUCUUGCCUCCCUCCUGACGUAUGGAAGAGGGGAGUACACCAAGGGCAAAAAGAAGGUUUUAACACAUGGGCCAGGUGAAAGGCAGUCUUUCUAUCAUCACAGCAAGGGCCAAGUGACUCAGUGACUGGCACCAACCAAGAGGAGCAGGUUUGGAGGUGUGAGAGAAGGGCCAAUGAGGAUACCUGAGACAAGGAGUUGGAGGCUGGUUGCCAGGCUUUGGGCUCACAGGCAGGCAGAGGGCAGCAAUAACUUCAGCCUCCCACCCUGGCUCUGAUCCUGGGGCGGGGAUAUUAAGAGCCCAAAAACACCAGGCUCCCUCUCCCUGGAACAUUCCUUGCAGUUAGGAAAUGGUGAUAGUCACAAAGGGUUUCUCUAAAUCCCAGAAGUCAGAGCCCCAGGAGGCUGCUCAAGACAGGCCUGUCCCUUGAGGCCCACCCAGCCCAGGAUGCCAUGUGGCUGGGCACUGAUACCACCAGGUACACCAGGCACACAGCCAUCUAGUUUUCUUCUGGCCUGUGCUGAGUCACCUCUGUGAAGAACAGACUGUCAGACCUUGCUCAGGACUUCUCAGGGCACACACUCCCAGCUGUCCAGGACAUUCUCCCUUGGUGAGGAGGCCACUAAGCAGAGCACCUGAAUUAAGAGAAGUCAAGAAGGGCUGUGUAGAGCUGAGCUGGCACAGCUGGGUCUGCCUAGCUCCAGCCCUCAGUGUGGCUCCUUGAGCAGGAGACUUGUGCCCACAUCUAGUGGGAGGACCUCUUAUAGCUGAGCAACUAACUUUCUCAGGCCUCCAUCAACUUGGUGUCCAUUAACUGGCUCUCAGUUCUGGAAGUCAGGCUCUGCAUGGCUGAGCUAUCUGCUCAGUGUCUUAGAAGGCUGAAAUCAAGGUAUUAGUAAGUUGUGUUCCCCUGUAACAGCUCUGGGAAAGAAUCCAUUUCCAAGCUCAUGGUAGUUUGGCAGAAUUUUGAUCCUUGCAGCUUUAGGACUGAGGUCCCCAUUUCCUUGCUGCUGGAUGUCAACCUGGUUCUCCCUUGGCCUCUAGAGGCUAUAUACCUUCCUUGCCAGGUGGCUCCCUUCAUUUCCAAGUCAGCAACAGAAUUUCUUUUUCUUUUUUUUUUUUUUCUUUUUCU
Nycticebus coucang (slow loris) is the source of this 4747-nucleotide messenger RNA. It is a transcript of the gene CCDC157, whose product is annotated as coiled-coil domain containing 157. The record is from RefSeq and is a predicted model, not a curated record. Bases 1329 to 3695 code for a protein of 788 amino acids. The transcript has 12 exons. NCBI's taxonomy places the organism in Eukaryota, Metazoa, Chordata, Mammalia, Primates, Lorisidae.